Molecule: messenger RNA, 1577 nt
Organism: Solanum tuberosum (potato)
Lineage: Eukaryota; Viridiplantae; Streptophyta; Magnoliopsida; Solanales; Solanaceae
Product: RHOMBOID-like protein 9, chloroplastic
Exons: 7
Coding region: 210-1469 (419 amino acids)
Cellular component (GO): membrane
Molecular function (GO): serine-type endopeptidase activity
Source: RefSeq, a predicted model, not a curated record
AAACAUUCAUGAUCCUUUUUUUUUUGUUUAUAGUAAACUAAAGUCUCUAAUGAAAACAGUCUUUUUAACUUACAAAGAAGUAUAUCAGCUUGUCUAAAAUGUGUUAAGUUGUACAAGAGAGGUGACGUUUCCUCAAUUAUAUCCAAGUUCACUAGCAGGAAUGAGCAUGAAGUAUGUAAAGGAGUCAGUAUAGUUCUUAAUAAAGCAUAAUGGUCUGUAGUACUACAGUAUCAUUAGGAAAAGUUCAUAGUAUGGGAUGCAUUCCACAAAAGGUUGUGCCUAAAUUAAGCCAUGUAUAUAAGGAGGAUAACAGAAUGUUUCCUCGUGUAUCCCAGCUUUCGCGUAGUUCUCAGAGAAGAAUGUUUUGGACAGUGAAAUCUUCAUUGAGUAAUAAGGAGAAGCAACUGAGAGCCUUAGAUUCUUACUUCCAAAAGCUUCAUGAUAGCACGGGAGCUUCAUCUUCGAUUGAGAUAGAAAAACUAACAGGCAAAAAUCAUCGACCUAAAGCAGAGAAGGCACUGCGAUCUUUGGAUUACUUUCGUGGAAAAGAGCCAAAAUUCCAUACAUUUUCAGCUUCUGAUGAGAGUACAAUUGAAGAAGCAUCAUAUUUUUCCAUGAAAAUGAUCAACAGAGGUGGCAGGGUUAAGAAACUAGAACAGUACAUGAAGUUAAAAGCUAAAGAUAUUGAGAGUUCGAACGAAGAAUCAUCUAGUUUUUACUUGAUAGGAAUACUGGCUUCUAUUAACAUUGCAGUAUUCCUGUUCGAGACAGCUAGUCCAGUCAGGAACUCGGAAGUAGGGAUGUUGUCACUACCAAUGGUAUAUGGCGCAAAGAUAAAUCAUUUGAUCCUACUUGGUGAAUGGUGGAGGCUUCUAACACCGAUGUUUCUGCACUCAGGAGUCCUUCACAUAGCCCUUGGUUGUUGGAUGCUUCUAAGUUUUGGGCCUCAAGUAUGUAAAGCAUAUGGUUCAUUUCCAUUUUUCCUGAUAUAUGUUCUUGGCGGAAUUUCUGGUAACCUCAUCAGUUUUCUUCACACCGCAGAGCCAACUGUUGGAGGAACUGGACCUGCUUUUGCUCUAAUAGGAGCUUGGCUCAUUUAUCAAGUCCAGAACAAAGACAUGCUAGGAAAAGAAGCUUCUAAAAGCAUGAUCGAAAAGGCGAUAAUAGCAACUGCUAUCAGCUUUGUACUAAGCAACUUUGGGCCUAUAGAUGACUGGGCACAUUUUGGAGCAACAUUGAUGGGAAUAGCAUAUGGUUAUCUUAUAUGUCCAAGUCCUCAAGUGGAAAAUAUUGCAUCUUCAGAAAGUGGUCAAAAAGAAGGAAUCACAUUUGUUAAACAAUAUUCAGAUCCUUGUAAAUCCCUUAUUUACUUCUCAGUCUUUAUUCUGCUGUUUGCUUCUUUGCUUAUGGUAAUAGAACCUCCUCUCAACUCAAUAGCUGGAGCUGGAGACAAGUUCUAUAUAAGCUGAAACAGGGUGCUUAAAACCCUAUACCUUUAUACGUAUAUAGGCGUGUUAUAUACAGAUUUUGAAUAAAUAAGCUUUACAACAACAAAAAAACUACUGUUGAUCUCUGCA